CAUCGCUCUCCGCCCUCCUGUGCAUCCACCCAUCCCCAUCACAUUGCUAGCAGUCGCAGUCUUGCGGCUAUUUAGCCAUCAUGACCUUGUUCAUCCUUACCGAGACGCCGGCGGGCUAUGCGCUGCUCAAGGCAAAGGACAAGAAGCUCCUCAAGCGGGAUGACCUGGCGAGCGAAGCAGCGACAGCAGAGGGCGUAUGCAGUCUGCUCAAACUCAAGCAGUUCAAGAAGUUUGAGAGCGCGAGCAGUGCAUUGGAGGAGGCCGCAGCGUUGACGGAGGGAAAGGUCACCCCCAUGCUGGCAAACUUGUUGAAGGACUUGAAAGAGGAGAAGAAGGUGUCGCUCGCUGUCGCCGACCCGAAACUGGGCAAUGCCAUCACCAAGAUGCCCGGCCUCGAAAUCUCGCCCGUGUCCGACUCGAGCACCGCAGACCUCUUCCGUUCCAUUCGAGAGCACAUGACCUCUCUCAUCCCCGGCCUCCUCCCCGACGAGAUCAACACCAUGUCGCUCGGUCUGUCGCACAGCCUCUCCAGACAUAAGCUCAAGUUCUCGCCAGACAAGGUCGAUACCAUGAUCAUUCAGGCCAUCGCACUCCUCGAUGACCUCGACAAAGAGUUGAACACCUACGCAAUGAGAGUGAAGGAGUGGUAUGGCUGGCAUUUCCCCGAGAUGGCACGCAUCAUCAACGACAACCUGGCCUACUCUCGCGUCAUUCUUUCCGUGGGCAUGCGGAGUAAUUGCAGCAACACCGAUCUGACCGACAUCCUACCCGAGGAGAUCGAGGGUGCCGUUAAGGCGGCUGCCGAAGUUUCCAUGGGCACGGAGAUCACCGAAGAAGAUCUUGACAAUAUCCAGGCUCUUGCGGAGCAAGUCGUCGGCUUCACCGAGUAUCGACAACAACUGGCAUCCUACCUGUCGGCGCGUAUGCAAGCUAUCGCACCCAAUCUUACCGCGCUUGUCGGCGACUUGGUUGGCGCACGACUGAUCGCGCACUCGGGCUCCCUCCUGAACCUCGCCAAGUCGCCCGCCUCCACCGUGCAGAUCCUUGGCGCUGAGAAGGCUCUCUUCCGUGCGCUAAAGACGAAACACGACACACCGAAAUACGGACUCAUCUACCACGCCAGCCUUAUUGGUCAAGCAACCGGUAAGAACAAGGGCAAGAUCGCACGCAUGCUCGCCACGAAGGCAACGCUCGGCCUGAGGGUGGACGCGCUCAGCGACUGGGGUGCAGCUGGCGAGGGCAAAGGACAAGAGCCGACGGAAGAGGAGAAGGCAAGCGUUGGUGUACAAGGGCGCGCGCUGCUUGAGCGGAGACUUCGAGCGCUGGAGGGCAAGCCAUUGCGACCGACUGGUGUUUCUAUUGGCCCACAAGGCCAGCCGGCCAAGUUCGACAUCAAAGAGGCCAGGAAGUACAAUGCGGACGCCGAUGGUCUCGAGCCUGACGCUGGGCCCGAUCUGCUCAAUGGCGAGCCGUCGAACAGCAAGAAGCGGAAGCUGGUGGAGGAAGUGGACGAGAGCGCUGCUUCCAAGCCCAGCUCCUCGAAGGUGGCCAAGCAAAAGAUUGUCGCUGAGCCGGAUUCCUCCUCUUCUGACGAGGACGAUGAUGCAGACGAUAUCGAAGAGCUCGAGGAUGCAGCGAACGAGGGAGACGGCAAGCUGAUCGCCAAGACCAAGGUCAACGGUACCGCAGAGCGAGUGCCCGCUACCAACGGCGAGCUGCGCGAUCCAGAGCUGUCGACGUCGAGUGACAAGAAGAAGAAGAAGCUGGAGAAGGAGCAGAAGAAGGCUCUGAGGGCGGCGAAGAAGGCGGAGAAGAAGGCAAAGAAGCUGGACAAGGAAUCUUCGUCGAAGAAGCGGAAGGCGGAUGACGGAGAGGAGAGGAAGGAGAAGAAGAAGAAGGUCAAGACCUGAGCACAUCAUCGCUUUCGAAGGUUUACAUUGUCUUGACGGUUGUGGGUUGGGUGUCGGAGCAUAGGAGCUUGGUGUUGCGCCGCAUGAGCGACUGGGUUUCUUUCGACGGCGAACGGGUGGGAUCAAGGCGUGCUGCUCGGAGGCUGGCGGAGUUCAGCAUACCGCCGAUUUGACUUCGUUGUCGGCAUCGAACUGUGCCUAUUACCUGCUACACUGAGUGCAUACUCUACAUAAUGUGUUCAGAAAUGACAUGGCCCGUGUGGAUGACAUUUGAAUU
Neohortaea acidophila is the source of this 2187-nucleotide messenger RNA. RefSeq lists its product as uncharacterized. The record is from RefSeq and is a predicted model, not a curated record. Lineage: Eukaryota; Fungi; Ascomycota; Dothideomycetes; Mycosphaerellales; Teratosphaeriaceae. The coding region runs from base 81 to 1910 and encodes 609 amino acids. Gene Ontology annotation, molecular function: snoRNA binding. The transcript is spliced from 2 exons. Gene Ontology annotation, cellular component: box C/D methylation guide snoRNP complex; small-subunit processome.